Messenger RNA from Trypanosoma grayi, 396 nucleotides. RefSeq lists its product as hypothetical. The record is from RefSeq and is a predicted model, not a curated record. NCBI's taxonomy places the organism in Eukaryota, Euglenozoa, Kinetoplastea, Trypanosomatida, Trypanosomatidae. The transcript has a single exon. The coding region runs from base 1 to 396 and encodes 131 amino acids.
AUGGCUGCUUGUUUUCGCGUCACAGAAAAGGCUCCCAAGGCCGAUAUUGUUUUGUCAGGGUCCAUGUCGCGGAGAACCGCACACAAACGUGACAUCAUGCCAUUCUCCAGCGGCAUCAGCUUGUCCGUUACGGGAUUCGGGAAGGUGCUAUUGGAGAAGUACAUGCUGCCUGUUGAAGUCGCCAUGCGCACCAUCUUGGAGAGCGUUAGACGACCAGAGGCCACCUCCAUAUUCGCCACGAUCAGACUAUGCAGAGUAGUUAAGGCGCCUAGUGCACUUUCCCGGGACGCGGCAUUUGCCAGUAUCAUCGUCACAAUGCUAACCGCCACCAGGAUCGCCACAAGGGGACACAACACCCAGCAGCGCAGAGAGAAACUGUAUACUCGGCCACUGUGA